Acanthoscelides obtectus is the source of this 14397-nucleotide messenger RNA. The record is from the annotation of a GenBank genome assembly. Lineage: Eukaryota; Metazoa; Arthropoda; Insecta; Coleoptera; Chrysomelidae.
AGUGAAGAGUGAAGUCUGGUAAAAGCUCAGAGUGCGUUGUACGUCUAUCUCUUUACUGUGGGAUGAGGUGAAAAUAAUAAAUUCACUGAGAAAAUUAAACUUGUAAAGGUACUUCGAACUUAAAUUCAUCCACAGAUAUGUGAAUUGUGUCACAGAAUCCACGAAAAAGCAGUGUUUAGUGAUGAUAGUGGUGACGUAGUCUCCAUUGUACCUGUGUUCCCGUGCCUCGACCUUGCAAGGCCCAAAUGAAAAACAUGAAAGGUAUCAGAUCUAUAGAGGGUCCUCGUAAAAUCACGGACAUCUGUCUUCAUCUACGAUAGAUUUUCAAUGAUAGGUUUCUGAAGGACUUAAAGUUUAACAGCUUCAAACAUGUCUGCUAGUCAACUAUUGGAUUCAUGUGUCUUGGUGAAUAGAAGAGUGGAGCAAAGGCAAGAGCAUAGCAUCACCCACACUGAGAUAACUCAGAGGAGGGUUAUACAAGAACAGGGUCCAGAUAUGCAGCAUUACAAAGGCCCUGAUGUGUCGAGUGCCCUGAAUGAGACUGUGUACCACCCUCACAGCAAUGGCCACUCCGAGCACUCCCCCAACUCUAGCCACAUGUCAGUCCACAGCGACGAACCCUUGGUAAGAACCCAGAAACAACAGACAACCCAGCAAGUGACUACCGUCACUAAGGUAGUACGUGAGGUACAGCAGCUGGGCGAACAACCAGGCGAAUACAUCCCGGUACCACUCGGAUCGUAUCCGCAUCCCUCGCAGUACGUCGACUACAUCGAGCAGCCAGCCCAUCACAUGUAUUCACAGUACCACCAACAUCCUCAUUACCAGGACUAUGACCAUUACCCCAACCCCUAUGGGGCCUACAUGGGCUACCCGGCUGGUGCAGAACGACCCCCUACGCCCCCUAGUCCGAGUGAACAUAGUGGAGACCCCUCACCGUUACCCCUAACUUCCCAACCCAAUACUGCUUAUCUGGGCUCGGGAUAUGAUGAGCUUCCAGAACACUAUAGGGUGACUCCAUCCCCUGGGGGCCCAGUAGGCAUCGACCCUUAUCCAGAUGACCCCGCAGUAGUUUACGGCUAUGUAUCUCCUUCUCCCUAUGGUACUGCCCCUAGCUUGUCACGUCCAUACGUCGAUACCCUUAAUGGACCUGUACCUGUUGGAGCUCCUAUGCGGAUGUUCGAGGAGGAAGACAUCUCUAAACACAUCAGCAAAAUGUCGCUACAUGGUCAACAUGUUGGACUUCCGCAUGACGCAAGGGCACACAACAUUGCCUCACCUGGCAGCAUCGGAGGGGAAGAUGACCAGCGAGGCAUGCGUUGGCGCGAUCCUAACCUCACUGAGGUCAUUGGCUUCCUCAACAACCCCAAUAAUGUCAUUAAAGCCAAUGCUGCAGCUUACCUCCAACAUUUAUGCUACAUGGAUGACCCCAACAAACAGAAGACCAGAGCCCUUGGCGGUAUUCCCCCGUUGGUCAAACUCCUGAGUCACGACAGCAUCGAAGUAUACAGGAACGCGUGUGGCGCAUUGAGGAACCUUUCUUACGGUAGACAGAACGAUGAAAAUAAGAGGGCCAUCAAGAACGCUGGAGGAAUCCCGGCUUUGAUCAGCUUGCUCAGGCGAUCCAACGAAUCCGAGAUUAAAGAGUUGGUUACAGGUGUCAUAUGGAAUAUGUCAUCAUGCGAAGAUCUCAAAAAGAACAUUAUUGAUGAUGGAGUGCAGAUGAUUGUGACGUAUAUUAUCAUUCCACAUUCUGGAUGGGAUGCACAAGGUAAUCACGGAGAAACAUGUUGGUCAACGGUGUUCAGGAACGCAUCUGGUGUACUGAGAAACGUCAGUUCUGCUGGAGAAUAUGCUAGGAAAAAAUUGAGGGAGUGUGACGGUCUAGUGGAUUCGUUGUUAUUCGUCGUGCGCUGUGCCAUAGAUAAAUCGAAUAUAGGCAAUAAGAUUGUAGAAAAUUGUGUAUGCAUACUACGCAACUUGUCAUACCGUUGUCAAGAAGUAGAAGAUCCGAAUUAUGAUAAGAAUCCCUUACCUACACAAAGUCGAGUUGCAGCUAAUUCUUCCAAAGGAGAAAACUUGGGUUGCUUUGGAGGAAGUAAAAAGAAGAAAGACUCGCAGAGCUCUGAGAAUAAAGAUAGUAAUUUCACUGGCUCAACUUCUGGUACUUCCAGUGCGGCAGCUAGAGGAGAACAGGUGCGAGGCAUGGAGCUCCUAUGGCAACCAGAAGUAGUCCAAUCUUAUCUGGCGCUCCUACAAAGCUGUUCCAACCCUGAAACCCUAGAAGCCGCAGCAGGGGCCCUCCAAAACCUAGCCGCCUGUUAUUGGCAGCCUAGUAUAGAAAUUAGGGCGGCUGUGAGAAAAGAAAAAGGCCUGCCCAUUUUGGUGGAGCUGUUGCGCAUGGAGGUCGAUAGAGUUGUCUGUGCAGUGGCUACAGCCCUUAGGAAUUUAGCUAUUGAUCAGCGUAACAAAGAACUGAUAGGAAAAUAUGCAAUGAGGGACCUAGUACAAAAGCUGCCCUCUGGUAACCCUCAACAUGAUCAAGGCACCUCUGACGACACGAUAGCAGCUGUACUGGCAACGUUGAAUGAGGUGAUUAAGAAAAAUGCAGAGUUUUCCAGGUCUCUAUUGGAGGCCGGUGGAGUAGAAAGACUGAUGACUAUUACUAGGCAACGACAGAAAUACACCCCUAGGGUGCUCAAAUUCGCUGGACAGGUCCUAUUCACGAUGUGGCAGCACCAAGACCUGCGCGAUGUGUACAAAAAGCACGGUUGGAAGGAGCAAGAUUUCGUGACGAAGACAGUGGCAGCGCGGAAUGCUGGUCCGAAUUCUCCAAAUAAUGCGAAUAGCACUCUAAACCGACCAAUGGCAUCGCAGAGUGGCACGAGGUACGAGGACAGGACUAUGAAGAGGGCCGCGCCCGGCAGUAGGGCUGUUGGAGUCUUUCCUAGGAAUGAUGAGAUUCCAAUGGCCGAUAUGGCAUACCCCGAAAGCCAGCCCGUGUUGGGGCGGUCGUAUCCUUCUGGCCUUGGUCCCAACCCGCCUGCAGUAAGUCAUUAAUAAGCCCUCUAGCACAAACCUACACGUUCGUGUCAAUUUGUCGCGUGUUGACGCGUGUCUUUUGGUGUAUUUGGUGAUUUUGGUGACGGUGAAGGACAUUGUCCGGCCUAUGGUCUGGACUCGUUGCUCAAUUAUGAUGCGUAUCUACCAUUCACACAAUACUGGUGCUGGUGGGCCUACGAAGGUUGGAUAUAGCUCUAUGUGAGUCGAUAUCUUUUUAUAUGUCAUUCAUAUACUUGGCGACCCGAUCAUGUACAGGCUGCGUCUGACAUUGCUAGAAGUAUCAGACCAAUUUGGUAUCUUCUAUUUUGGAACCUUGUCAUCAGUGUCACCAACAGCUAAUGCCUCAUUUUCUAUAUAAAACUCAUCCAUAUUUCCCCUACAACUCAUUUCUGAGAUACAACUAACACAUUUGAGUAUAUAAAAGCAGGGGGAUUAAAUGCGGGAAACUUAUUGUGCUGAACUUUUUUGGAAGGAAUGUUGAAUUUACGACUAUGCAUUUUUGUGACGUAUGCGAUUAAAGAACAAAAAAGGCAAAAGCAGUAACAAAGAGCACUCAUUUUUUUAGAUUUUGCUGUUUAUCUCGCCAUUGUAUCUCUAUAAGUAUAACGUUAAAACAUCGGUGAUACAAAUGUCUAUAUGCCUUUUAAGAAAAAACGUAACCCAUCCUUUUAAAAAUAACAUUUAUCUUCCGGAAUGGUUUGCGAUUCACAUCGGCAAGGUAAACUAGUGAAUUUUCCUAUAAAAUUCCGUUUGAACUAACCCUGUAUAUUGCUCAAUAGACUAAUAGUGAUGAGCAGAAAACAGGUGUUUUGGGAUAAACAAUUAGAAAUUCUCAAAAACGCAUUGACCAAUCUACUCCAAUUUUGUUGUGGUUAUUUAGAAGUACGAAUUUGAAGAGUUUAAAAUAUCUGCGAGAAACCAUCGUCGCAUUACCAACAAGUGCCAAAACCUGCAGUUUGUCUCGGUUUUCGGCCAUAACUGUUUUGCUAUUAGUCGGAUCUUUUUGCGUAUGGUCUCAUUUUGUAGGUCUUAUAAAUACCUAAAAAUCUUAUAUGAAGAGUUUCCUCAUUCUUUGUUGUCGAAUAAUAAGUUUUUCCACAAAAAUUGGUGUACCCAUUUUAUGCGUCCAUGUUUUGAAUAUCCCCUUGAACAACAUAUUUUACAAUUAUCUCACAAACGAGGGUUAUUUUCGUCUAAUAUAUGAGUAGAUGCUCUAUGACCUGAUAUCAGUGCUUCAACAUUUUGACUGUAAAAAAUUCAAAGCUGCGCACCACAGUCAACAUGAACAUUCCUAAAAAUUUGCACCAUCACAAGAACGCAGUUUGUUCAGUGGACAACAACUUGAGGGACCAAUUGGUCUACAGCACCAGCUACCAACCAACUUUCACGAUCGACUAUUAGAGGCAAAGUCAGUCCUACAGACGCCACUUUUUCUUUGUUGUUUCAAGCUGCCUUGAUGCUCCAUUAGGCGGCGUUGAAGUGAAACAAACCUCAUUGGUACGAUAUCUCCAAUGGUUUUCUAGUUGCACCACGACGGCUCGUGGGCACCUUCCACGGUAUCACCGUGCGAGGACAGUAACCUGUAGAAAAUCCUUAUACAGGUUACUGUUGGUUGGUAGCUGGUGCUGUAGACUAAUCGGUUGAAUCAGAAUGGAGUAGAUGAGGGUUCGAAUCCCGCAGGCUCCCAUUUAACCUAUCCCUCAAGUUGUUGUUUACUAAACCUAUUCGCGCUCAUCCGGAAAAUCGUUUACAGAAUACAGUUUCUAUUGACAAAAAGGAUCCUUCGAAACCACUGAUUAAAUUGCAUAAGAGAAAGAAGAGAUAUAAAACAUUUGGGAAUAUUACUAGCGAUGUUCCGAGCCGCCUGUACAAACGUCAUUGUCUGUUUGUUCAUUAAAACUUCGUUUAUCACUCGAAGCAUCAUUUUCAACUCACUAAUUUUUCAAUUUCUUGAAAUUAGAUUAAUGUAACAAUUAUAUAUUUUCAAUAUAUGGAGUUGUUUAGAAAUAUUAUACAUAGUUAACCAAAUAGUGAAUCGUUGGGUUUUUUUGUAUAUUGUAUGUUGAAAACUCUUAUAAUCUUUGUAGCCAUAAUCUGAGAAGAGCAAAUUUCAAACUAUCGACUGAUGUGUCGACAAAUUUUUCAAGAAAUUAAAAAUCCACCGCGUUUAAUUGUCUCAUCGAAUGUGGCGUUAACAGGGUCUGUGGUAUACUAUAUCUAGAAUUUUUAUCUAAAGGCUUUAAGGGAGCUUAUUUCAUGGUGAAAUCGUUUCCAUGCGAAUGGGUAGAAUUCGAAUAAGUCGUCAAUAUCCCAGUGUAUCUCUAAAAUUUGCUAUCGUAAUUCGAUAGUUUAGUUUUAAGGUAUGAGUAGCUGGAAUUCAGUUGAUUUCACAGAAAUUUGCACAUUUUCGUGGCAGUAAUUUUGUUAUAUAUUGUUCAAAAUUACAUUAUAUUGCUCACGAUGUAUAGCAUAGUAGGAGUAGUUUGCGAAUUCUCUCACACGACCUGGCUUUUAAUGACCUUGACUUUACAAUAAUUAUGAUCAUAUCGCGACCAGACGCCCAACUCUGCCAUUUGUUUUUUCAAGAAAAUGAUAUGCAUGGUGAUCCACAAGUCGUGACCAACGAUGAAACAUCAUACACAGGACCGCAUUCUAUAUAACAUUUUUUCCUCGAUGGCUUCAUUAAAAAAUACGGGGUAUUGAGGUUGAAAAAUAAAAAACAUUUUUUUUAGUAUCUUCAAAACCGUCAACUGGAAUGAUCUAGAAUUUGGUAUGUGGAUUUUCCACAUUCAAAAGCCUUUACUUAAAAUUAACGUGCACCAGGGGCGAAGAUACAGGGGAUCCUAGACAGACUCUUAAAUUUGCCCCUUAUUCGUUAGGAGCCAAGGUCGUGUUUGUGGGAUUAAGGUUAUUAGUGGCCAAGGUCAGAUUACCACAUGCACAAACUAUUCCUGCUUGGUUUUAGGAUCACAUUUUAUAGCGAAUAGUAUAGGAAAUGUGUUAUCAAUAUUGAUUAUGUGAAGACUGAAAGAAUAACUGUUAGUGUUUGAAUGCCCUAGACUGAUUGUCUGUAUAGGGCCAUCUUAGAUUUUAUCUAAGUAUUUUAAACUAUAUGUUGCAAAGUUAGUGUUAUUGUAUUUUAUUCUAGAUAAUAGAGGUGUAGUUUUAUAAAUAUAAUCACUCCACUACUGACGAGACGAAUAAUAUUUUUACUGCUUAGUAGGACCUUUUAGAUAGUGGUAUUUUAAACUGGGGUGUAGGAAUUAUUUUAUUAAGAAUAUGUAUCGAAAAGUCUUUUAUGGAGAAACGCAACCAGAACGUGUUAUUAAAUUUAGGAAUGUGGAUACACUGGAAUGUUUUUCGAUUAGGGUUCUACCCGCUGGUAUGCGUAGAUUCUCACCAGUUUUCAUCGACUAUUUACAUUUCUAUGACGUACUGAAUGUGUACCUUUAUAAAUUUUUUGGCGUGUCUUGUCUAUUUCUACUUGUGCAAUAACUAGCUGUAUUCUAAUUUUCCUUGGCCCACCAUACCAAUUUAAUAUUACUAACGAAUUACUGCCUGAUCGUAUGUUAAAUAAGGUAAUUGAACAGAAAAUAUUUUGUUGUGUAUGUACGAACCAAAUGGCCAUGUCUUAUUACUUUUCUGUUGAUUUUAUCAGGUGUGCUAUUUUAAUUUUUUCUUUGUUUGGCUAGUAUCAUGGUAUAUAAUAAUAGCAAAUUUCGGUUUUAUUAAUGCUUAGCCGACUAUGUAACCGCUCGUGGAGUCACCAAUACCUCUUAAGGUGGUACGUCCCUUUUUAGAUUUUUUUUAACUACCCGUUUGCAGCAGUAUUCUAAAUCCUUUUCAUCUGAUAAUUUCAUGAUGUGUAUAGAGAUGACUAAAAAACAGUGUUUUCAUUUUUUUGUCAAAAAAUGCAUUUUUUGUGCAUUUGAUUGUGCAUUUUUUCUUCAGUCGAAACUUGUUAACAAAUACAAGUACAGCUCUGUGUGCGAAUAUUCCUCUUUUAUAGAAGAAUACAAGUGAUUAAUUUUGUUCUUAUCACUUUUCCUCUUCGAAAAAUCUUUGAUUUUCUUGAAGAAAGUUGAGUUUUCAAGGAAACUAACAAUCAAAAUGUAUUUGUGACAAAAUUUCAGGACAAUCUAUAUCGUCAUUUAAUAACUUAAAAAGAAAUAUUGCAGCUGAUAUAUUUUUUCUCAACUCUCAUGCUUCGACAUCGAAACGCUCGCAUAAAAAGGUUGUUCUCAUUAAGUCAGAAAUAAAUGCGGCGUUGCCAGAUAGAUAAUCGUUUUUGUUGAAUUUAUUGACUAUCAUUUGUAGUGAACGCAUUUUUUGUUCAAAUUUACUUUUCUUUGGACAUUUAUUCAUGGUGGGGAUAUUUAUCAUCGAUUUGCAAACUACGAAAUAUAUUUGGCCAAUCGUCGGCCUAUUUGACAUGCUCGCGAGUUAUGUAGGUAGCCUCGCCUAAAGACGAUAUAUUUAGUUGUUUCGUAUGACUUUGUGUAUCCACCAAAAACCGUGAAAAGAACUGAACUUCAUUAUGCUUUGUAUAAAUGUAGCUUUUCAUAAAUAUUUUAUGGCAUAUCGGCAACACCGCCUCGCUAGCCAAGGUCCAGUAAUAGUCCAAGAGGAGACUGUAAAGUUUUGGUUACAGGUACAACAUACGUCAAAUUCAGCAUAAUUCACUAUACUAUUUUUUCUUAUGUUUUGUGCAGUAUAAUUUGAGGCAGGUUUGUAAGAAUGUAAGGGUGACUCCACAGCAGCGAUUGUAACCUUAAAGUAUCUCGAGUAGGGUUAGAGGAUGUAGAUAAAUUGAUGAUUGAUCCGAUGUGUGUUUUGUGUUAUUUGGGGGCAGGCAAAGGCGAAGGCCCUGGCAGCAGUAGCUGGUAGCGUUUUGGCAGGUAAGGCUUUUUGCCCCGAGGCCCCUUGGAUCUCUUAAGUACCAUUUAUCCAAACCCACAAUUUCAUACUCAGUAUCGCCACACAUUAAUCAACAAAUACUACAUUUAAACUGACUUAGGAAUGAAAUCUUAGGUUGAAUAGCUCUGUAACCAUGGUCAACCGCAUACAACGUUGUUUUAUGCUUGUUAGCAGUCAUCAGAAUUGUAGAGGUCUUUCCUUGAAGAGAGAAACAAGGAAAGCAUACGCGGAUAGGGUCUACAAAAAAAAAAUUCUGGAUGUAGUGAGUACGUCGGUAGCAGAAAAUUCAUACGCUUCCAUCAUAAGCGCCGAUCAGGGAAACACUAAGUCUUCACCAUGCAACCUUUGCACAGUACGCCAAGGCUAGUAGCAUGGCGAACACUUAGGCCUGGUUUUUCAAUUGCAACUUGACUGCCAAACAGAAAUCAACUCUCAAAAACCGCUUUGUCCUGACACAAAUACCGAACAACACGGAAUGCAUAGGAGACGAUAAUUCAGGCAUAAAAGCCACCGAUAUGGCAGAAACUUCUGAAUCUUCAACUGUACGUUUGUGGAUUUUAUUCGACAAAACGUGAAAAAAGUAGGCUUUGUCGUGCAAAAUUUCCAUUUUCAUUCUUCUUGGCAGCAUACAAACUCGGUCCAUUUAGUUGAUUUGGGGGGCUGAAUUCAAAUGAAUGAAUUCUGAACCGACUCUCGUUGGUCCCAGUACAAAUAUAAAAUCGUAUUGAGAAUCGACCCAUCCGAUUCACACAAAAUUGAAUGUUUAUCAAUAAUUCUUGGGAAAUUUUUCGCUCUAUGGUAACUAAACCACUUUGUCUUGCUAUAUUUUUAUACUAUUCAAGUAAGAGAUUGGGGCACUAAAUUCUGAGCGUUAGUAAAUUGAUUUUAAAACUCGGUACUCCCAUGUAGUUUGAAAUGUUAAAUUCUGUUUUGAACAAACUGAAUAUUGAAGAAGUAUUCGCGAUAUAAUCUAUAAUCCCCCAUGUUUCGAAUCAAACUACAUAUAUGUUUAAAAUUCGUCUUUAUUGUACGACGUUUCGGUCCCACCGGUGACUUUUUUCAAGUACAAUUGACACUUUCGACAAUAUAUUUUGUUAAUCUGUCUUUGUGGUGAUGCUUCGUUUGUCUUGUUCUUUCACUUACAUAUUCCUAUACAGUGCUACUACAAUCGUCUGAACGGUAACAUGGACCGCCGGAUGAUUUUUGGCGUUUUUGGGACGAUAGACGAGGAUGACUUGUCUGAUACUAAAAAACGACACAACAAGCACCCGUAAAUCCUACUUACUCGCAAAGCGCUCCGCCUCGAACUGAGUAUAGAGGGGAUUGCAUAGAGAGACGGAACCAUCGUGCCACCCCUCCACAAGUCCUUGAUGCCACGAACUUUUUACACGUAUUUUCAGGACAAACUUCGUAUAUAUGAAUGUAUGUAAUGAAAGAAAAUAACAAACGAAGUUUCACCUUGAAGACAGGCAAACAAAAUAUAUUGUCGAAAGUGUCAAUUAUACUUGAAAAAGGUCACCGUUCGGACCGAAAUGUCGUACUAUAAAGAAAAGUUUUAAGCAUAUAUGUGGUUUGAUUCGACCAGACAAACAUGGAGGAUUUUCAGCAUGAAAUCCAAAGCAAACGUUCCAAAUGUUAGAGAAAAAUCUCUCAUUCAUUUAUAGUGGUGAUUUUGAGAUAUCCUGUAGAUUGAACCUUAGAAGCAUCUGAGUAGUAUUGCUUUUAAUCGCCUAUAUUCUCCCAGUGUUUUGCAUGAUCAGAUUCUUUGUCUAUUCAUAAAAUUAUAUACAGCACCUUGUUGUAUGUAAAAUUGGAAGUUCAAUAUUUGCAAUAUUGUAUUGAGGAUGGUAUAUCGAACUUUUUGAAUCUCUGUUCAAUGUAGGACGUACUAUGUAUGAAAUUGUGGUUGUACCAAGGUACCGUAGAGGUUCAUCGGCUCUAAAAGUACUAUUCGGGCGGCUGCUCUAGGGCCUUUGGUUUGCUGCAAGGCUGAAACGAGAGGCCCUGAUCAGCCCCAGCUGACCGCAGGUGAGAUACAUUCCAAGAAACCAUAUCACAUCUCGAUACAUGCUGUGAAAAAACCAGUAAGUUAUACUAUUUCUACUCCUAACUGAAACAAACCGUCUUAUAUGAUUUAAUAUUUCAGUAUUCCUGUAGCUUAGAUGUAUACUGGUUUAAGAUCUUGUGGCUCAAAUGGUUUUCACAACUCCAUUUUUCAUUAACGAUAUUUGAUAUUUGCAAUACUUGACACCACUGAUGUAAAGAGUUCAGAUGCCGAGUACAUGAAUCGCCUAAACUUAAUAAGCCAUCAAUAUACUCGUUUCAAUUUUUCUACGUGAAUCGGAGCGACACAUUUGAUCCACUGUAGUACUUUUUAUGCUAUGUCGCACCGACCAGGUUUGGUCGGUGACUGUGUCUGGGAUCUGGCCGUGUGAACGGAAUUUGUGUGGCGGGAUCUUGGACUAUAAUUUACCUAUAUACAAUUUUCAUUUUUUUUAGAACCUUGUUUUUUAUCUGUUUCAAUUAGGAUUAGAAAUACCUACUUGCGAAUACUACUCCCCCACUGAAUAUUUUGUAGCAAAGCAUUGAAAUUGCACGUGAGACGCUGCAAUUCACACUUCAAUAUACAUGUUUUUCUGUUUUCUUCGUCUCAGUAAUAUGUGACAAACGGCAAACAAACCCGCUUUUAUGUUACGUUGUAAUGCUUUAGUAGUAAUCAUGCUAGAUAGAAAUGUUUUUGGAACAGCUUAUAAAUAUAUUUCAGGCGAACGACGUUAUGGUAUGUCUUCUAGAACGUAUGUAAGAGCACUCUUGGAAUGACUCGUACAUACCAUGUCACAAAUACAUCUAUUUAUCGCGAUUUUAUAAAAGCUAUUUUAAGGAAUAUCUUUAGCCUUGAUAACGAUACCAGGCGAAGAACAUUAAAUUCCGCUAUCAAAGCUAUUUUCAGUCUCAGAAUAAUUUGCAGUAUGCGAACAUCCUCUGGUCGUCGUAUUUUGAAUCUCUUUCAGCAUUGUUAUGCUUAGGUUUAAAUGCUUUUAGCUAGCGUUUUGCUUCUUUGCCACUCUAAUGCAGGAAUAGUAUGUCAAUUAAAUGUUAGUUUCGAUCAGUCCUCAUCAUCUUUGCCUGCCCGACAGCGACCUAUAAAUCGUAUUUUCGGGGGUUCUAAUAAUUGUGAAUUGCACAUAAUGCUUUUGAAGUGGAUAUAAACAUAACGCGUAUCAAAAUAUACAGACCAGAGGCCUGAUUCUAACUGUAUUUCGACCCGUCACAUUAAUUUUGAUAUCGCCUUCAUAAAACAUAUGAUCCGCCAUGAUAAUUGAUAGCUAAUUUCUGUAUCGAAAUCAUCAUGACAGCGUUAAAAUUAUCAUAGCGGAUCAUAUAUAUCACGGCAUGGCAACAUCGGAAUCAAAUUUUAGGGUCACAGUUCAGUAGCUUCACAUUCAUGGUCAAACAAAGCAUGUUUCGGGAAUUGUGAUAUAUAGCGUGUUUCUCACUUUGUGGUCGGUAUAUUGAGCGACAGUACUAAUUUUGAUGAAAUUUCAGCCGGAACCUCUUUACGCCCAGGUUAACAUGGAAAAGAAGAGGAACCGGCAGCCAAGCUUGGGUAACGCUAGCCUGAACCAUUUGUCGGAUGGGCAAAUGCAGCCAUCUUUGACAAGCUUGCCAGCAGGGAAGGAUUCCUGGGUCUAACUUACUACAUACCCCCCUUAGUCCAUCGAUAUUCUAAUAUAAUUGGCCAAGAUUGUGCGUUUCAUAAGCACAGCUUAUACAAUAUUACACAUCAAUGCAAAAUAGCUACUCUUACUAUCGCUGCCGAGGAGAAUAUUCUAUUAACGACGUGUAUUUCUUGGACGACUACACAGCGUCAGUCAUACACGUCAGCUUCUCAAGGACAAAGAAAUUCGUCCAAAAAUUUAGCGUUGCUGUGUAGUAUUGUAUAUGCUAUGUCAUAAGAGACGUUUCUCAUGUUUCGUAUGGGUUGUUAUAUAAUUAUUCAGAAGCGUUAUUUAGUUUUUUUAAAUGUCAUAAAAAAAUCGUGGUCUAGAAAAAGUUCACAAAUUGACGUACGGUUUGACCAAUCAGAUAAUUUUAUGCUGACAUGCCAAAGUUCCAGGAAACCACAGUCAAAGUUCAACGAAUGAUUCCUUGGGUGUGAUUAUAAACAGAAUAUCUCAUAUAAUCGUAAGUUCGGUAGUGCUUAAUUUUCGAGGUCCUUUUUUGCAAAUUGAAUGAACUUCCAGCAUGUUUUGCUGAAAUUUAGCAGGGAGGGCUAGGGUAUUGCCGGAAAUUUAACUUGAACCAUUUAUUAAAAACACAAAUUUUCAUGGCCAUUUAGAUCUACGGAUUUAAAUCUGUUAGAUUUUUCCCUUUGGAGAGCUUAGGUUUAAGUGACGCGUUUCUCUUAUUUGAUUUAAUCUUUUCGGAUUUCAUCAAAUCUCAACAAAAACUCUGAAGGGUCAUUACACUUUUCAGAAAAAUCUAAUUUCUAAGAAAGUAUUUGGAAAAUGAAGCUUUAUCCAAUGACGUAGCCCUUAUCUUGAAGGUACUGUAGUUAGUCAGAAAAUGUUCAUUUUGUUUAUCCGAUAAUGUGAAACGUCUCCAAUCAAACGCGCAAUUCUUAUUAAGUAUUGGACUACUUGUUAUAUAUCAAUGUUUCUGUCGCAUAUUCAGAUAUAUAAUGCACUGAUCCGUAUUAAAUAUGUAAUAUUUAGUUUGUCGUUUUCUGUGAUGAGCUUCAAGUAAAAUUUGCCUGUACAUAUUGAUUUUUGCCAAAUUUUUUAUGCGAUGAGAGUUUUGAGUGAUUUUAUAAAAUGACCGGUAUAUUCAGAUCUCAACCUGAAUAGCUUGAAAAGACUUUAAAAUCUCACAUGCGGUUUGUUAACACGGAUACAAUACAACUUAAGCAUACAGGGAGCUUAAAUGGCAACAGUGGUGUUAUGCUACCCACCCACCACUGCGUGGUUUAGUAAGACGUCACUAGUUUGUCCGACAACUGAUAUAGCAUUCGUGAUUACAUACUGUAUAGUGAAAUUGUAAUAAACCAUUAAUUUAGAUGUUGCCAUCUUUAGAUAUUUUAACAGUUUCUUCCAGCAUUUCACAUGUUUUUCAGCUUGGUAUUUGUGUGCUGUCUUUUCAAGCAAUGCAUAUUUUUUUAUAUAAAUUGUCCUGUUUCAACAUGGGUAAAUUAUGUUGAAAAACCACUCCACAAGAAACUUGCUCCAUCAAAUAUGCUUGCAGGCAUUUUCUUAAAGAACAAGGCAUUUUAACUUUAUGUUGUAACCCAUCGGGUCUGACUAUUUUUAUUUUUUUAUUAUCGAGAUUGAAUUAGCAUAUAUUUUGAUAACAGUGUUGUGUGAAAAUUGAAGUCUUUUUUUGUGGGGUGGGUACUAUUCUUGAUUGAAAUUCUAUUUCUUGAGAAUUCUCAAUGGUUUUCUGGAGGUCUUAUACUUCGAAGCAUUUUCUGGAUACUGUAGUCAAUUUCUUAAUUUUUUAUUGAAUAUUAAUGUGAAAUGGAGUAACCUUCGCACCCAUCAGUUGCUUUUGAUUGAAUCAAUGCUAUUUGAUAUUUGAAAAUAAAUAAUAAAUAUCCUUUAAUUUUGUGUAUUUAUCUCGUAUAUUAGAUUUUGAUAACGUCUGUAGUCAAUCUUGAGAUGGAUUAGAUUCUUGAAUGUUUGCUUAGAAAUCACUACUGAAUAUGCAUGGUAUACAGAAUGAACCCGUAACAUUUAUGUGUCAGUUUUCUGACAACAGGUUUUGGUUCUUCUCUUCUAAAAAGUUACAUAACACUGAAGACUAGUUUCAAAUAAAAGUAUUUGCGGAAAGUGGGUUUUUUGUGACCAUCUUUGAAUCCAAACUGCAUCUAAAAAGAAAUCGACGGUUUUGACAAAGUAACACUAAAUUAUUGCACUACAAGUAAUGGAACAUUCCAUAAGACAUUGGUUCAAUUGAUAGCAACUAAGUUUUACGUUUAUUUCAUUCUUCAUUUGGAAGAAGUUCAGUCCCUUGUCUUCUAGACUAUAUUUUUUUAUUAACUGAUUUAUUUGAAGAAAGUACAUUGACGUAUAUUGAAGUGAAGAUGUUUUUAUUUUUAUUUUUAUAUGUUUCUAUUUUUAUAUAUAUUUUUGUUGAACAAAUGGUCUAGUUGUCAAAGGAAUAUACAGGCCUAAUGGGUAAAUGCAUUUAAUUUGUUAAGCAUUGUUAAUUUGUUGUAGAUGUAUACAGUAUAACUUAUACCUAUAGUAUGAAUAAAAUAUAAAUAAGUAAAUAUAUAUUCCGACAAGUGAUUGGCCAUCACAAUAAUUGUAUUAUUGAAAAUUGUUUUUUUAUACUUAAUUACAAUAAAUUACAGUUUGUAUAUAUUGCUCUGCUCUGUAAAUUACCAAUGUACUCUAGAAAUAAAUAUUUCUAAGAAGU